Messenger RNA from Teleopsis dalmanni, 1243 nucleotides. RefSeq names its product fork head domain-containing protein FD3-like. Bases 1 to 1059 code for a protein of 352 amino acids. Gene Ontology annotation, biological process: cell differentiation; regulation of transcription by RNA polymerase II; anatomical structure morphogenesis. The transcript is spliced from 2 exons. The record is from RefSeq and is a predicted model, not a curated record. Gene Ontology annotation, molecular function: RNA polymerase II cis-regulatory region sequence-specific DNA binding; DNA-binding transcription factor activity, RNA polymerase II-specific. NCBI's taxonomy places the organism in Eukaryota, Metazoa, Arthropoda, Insecta, Diptera, Diopsidae.
AUGUUAUGCCAACAGGUAGUAGUUGGUAAUAGUGAAGUGCAAGCAGUGGGAUUUGCGUAUUAUAAAGAAAAAUUUCCCGCCUGGCAAAACUCAAUUCGUCACAACUUAAGUUUAAACGAUUGUUUUAUAAAAGUACCACGAGAACCUGGAAAUCCCGGAAAGGGAAAUUUUUGGACAUUAGAUCCACUAGCUGAGGACAUGUUUGAUAAUGGCAGUUUUUUGCGUAGAAGAAAGCGAUAUAAGAGAGCUCCAGCAAUGCAAAGAUUUUCGUUUCCAACAGUUUUUGGAUCACUCUCUCCAUUUUGGAUUCGAAAACCAGUGCCGCUUGUUCCAGUCCAUUUCAACGUACCAAAUUUUACUAAUAAUAGAGAUUGUUUCGACAUGGUCAAUUCCACAAAUGAUACAAUGCACCACGCAAUAAUAGCAGAUAAAAAAUUCAAUUUUUUUGCAAAUUCUGAGAUCUCACAAUAUCGAAAUAAUGAUAAAUUUGAUAUUUUUCAAAAUAACUCUUUCGCAAGACGAGCUAGUGAUUUGACCAGCGCUGUAAGAUCAAAUGAUAAGUGCCGAAAAUUAAGCAGCAUGGAAACUAACCAAAACCACUAUAUGAAUAGAAAAGAGGAACCGAAUGAAUUUCUCCAAUAUGAAAGUGUAUUUGCAGAUGAAAACAAUGAAUCUUGUGACAGAAUUGAUGUCGAAUGCUCUCAAGAACAUGACUCACAUCUUUCCGAUUCGGUUGAAAGUGUUGCGAAAACUACUAAUAAUUUAGAACUCAUAACUAAAGUCAAUAACAUUACCAAAAAGGAGAAAAACACAUCUUUAAACCACAAACGAACUUCGCCCUACUAUUUACUAUUUGACAAUGCUGAGGUUUCUUGUAGCUCCAUAUUGAUAUCCUCAACUCCUAGUGAAAACCAUAGCCAAUGCAGAAGAAGCGUAGAUAGCGAUAUGUACAAUGAGACAAAUGUAAGCUGUACCAUCAUUCAAUCCAGCAAACACAAUAAUGCAAAAGAUUUCCGAAUAGAAACUCUUAUAGGAACAGCUGGUGAACCAAACGAUUAGUAAAAAAAUGAGUUUAAUGCAGCAGAAAUUAGAACUUUCGAGAUUAAAGAAAAAAUAAAAUUGAUUUUUUUAUAUUAUGUUAUUUUGAUCACGCUGAUAUUUUCAGAUGUCCUAAUUUGUAAAUAAGUAUUUUCAUAUGAACCGAAAUAAAUGAAAAUAUUACAGCUAAAUUAUUGUUUUCUGU